This is a messenger RNA of Vespula vulgaris, 5406 nucleotides long. RefSeq lists its product as uncharacterized. The record is from RefSeq and is a predicted model, not a curated record. Gene Ontology annotation, molecular function: ATPase inhibitor activity. Gene Ontology annotation, cellular component: mitochondrion. Gene Ontology annotation, biological process: negative regulation of ATP-dependent activity. The transcript has 32 exons. NCBI's taxonomy places the organism in Eukaryota, Metazoa, Arthropoda, Insecta, Hymenoptera, Vespidae. The coding region runs from base 166 to 5031 and encodes 1621 amino acids.
CAAAAAGGGAUUUUAGAAAGUUCCAAUUAUGAUCUAAGUAAUCACGGCUAAAUUGCCUGAGAUUAGAUUACAAAAAGAACGUAUUAAUGGUCUUAAUAAAAAUGCGUAAAAAUAUAAAUUUUUACGUAAAUCAAUUUCGAAGGAAAAAGAUUAUUAUUUGACAAAAUGGAUCCGUCAACGUUACCAUCAUCAUCAGGAAAUGCAUCAGAAACCAAUAAUCAGUUUUGGUCGGAUGAAGAGGACAUGUUUUUAUUCAUCCUGAUAAAGAAUCGUUGUGAAAUAGUCGAAUCUGAAUCUAGUGAAGAUACGAAGGAACGACUAUGGAUAGAAAUACGAGAAUGUUUGAACAAUAAAUUCAAAACGGAUAGAGACAUGAACUCUAUUAAGGAACGUUGGGAAAAAUUGAAGAGUUUGGCGAAACUGGAUAUUUAUACGCUCCUAUCGAAGAUCAAACAAAAAUCACCAAAGAAAACAAGCUAUCGUCCAUCCCAUUUCAAUCUGCAAAUUUGGAAAUUAUUAAAGCCUCAUAAAAGGAAGCAAGAUGAAUGCGACGAUGCAAUGGAGUAUUCCGCUUACAUGUUGGGUUUUGAAGUUCCCCAAGAAAUAGAUACAUUAUUGGAUAAUUUGAUAAGAAUAAGCGAUAUAGUAUUCGAUCCAUAUUUUGCCAGUUCUUCUUCUUCUUCUUCUAAUUUAUCAUCAGAAAGAAGUCGUAGUUUAAGCCCGCCAAGAACAGCAACGUCUCCCAGAGUCUAUAGAUCAUCUAGAUCUAGAUCCGCCCAACCUAGGAUUAGUAGUUAUAUGACGUACAGCGAUCUGACACAAUUGUCCGACGAGGACAACGAAGAAGGUGCAACUGCGAGAAUCGAAGAAAGAAGAUCAAUGUUAACAGAACUAAGAUCGUUAAUGUCGACCGAUCAAAAAUCAUCAAAAUCGACCGAAUCAUUGGUAGGAAACAGACAAAGACAAUUACCGAUGUCCGAAUUACCACGAACAUUGGAGUCCGAUCUACAUGAUGAACAACCGUAUCGUCCCACUGAUAGACGGCAUAGUAUACAAGAAUCCAAUGUAAGAACGAGCAGAAGUAGUAGAGAAAAGAUAUCGCCGAGGACAACCCAAAAAUUUCAUCAAUCUAACAUAUCAUCGUUUUAUCCUAACGAUAAAUGGCUAAAUUUACGAGAAUCUGAUAUAACUAGAGAAGAACCUGCAGGAGCGGCCGAUGUUGUUGAAAGAAUAAUACCAGGAUCAGCAUUACCAAGGGCCGAACCACCAAGGAGCGGACCAUCAAGAACCGAAUCAACUCAACAUGGUGCACAAUCCUUACACCAGAAAGAUAGAAAGGCUAAAAUAAAAGAAUCUCAUACAAGAACAUCCGAUGACAGCAGAGAAGAAAGAGCAUCUCUGAGAGCAAGAUGGACUGAACCCGUUCAACAAUCUGCUGCACAACUCAGACGGAUAGGAAUACAAGAAUCUGAUGUAAGAACAACAGAUGAUAGUAUCAAAAAAAGAACAUCACAUGCAUCAACGAUGACCGAACCAGUUCAUCAAUCUGCUGCACAACCGUUUCAUCCCAGCGAGAAACGGGUUAAAAUAAAAGAAUCUGAUAUAUUAUCGGGUGAUGAUAGAGCAGGGAAAAAACCAACAGUACGUUGGAGUGAUCCAAUUCAUCGAUCUACUGAAUCAUCAUCUCAUUCCAACAUUACAUGGAUUCAAUCAGAAGAAAAUAUAGCAAUGAUCGAUGAUACUGACGAAGAAAGGCCAACGCAAUCACAAUCAAGGACAGAACCAACUCAUCAAUCUGGUGGUGCACAAUGGUUUCAUCCAAGCGAUAAGUGGACGAAAUUAAAAGAAUCUCAGGCAAGACCGAGGGAUGGUGGUGACGAAGAAAGAAUAACGCAGACGCUAUCAAAGAAAGAACCAAGUGACCGUCAAUCUGUACGUAUCUUCGAACCCAGCGAAAGAUGGAUUAGAUUAAGAGAUUCUUUUAUGAAGCAAAGGCACUCUUCUGGAUCAGAUGAAGGCAGAGAAUUAAGACCAUCGUCGGAAGCACCGAAGAUCAAACCGAUCGUAUCCAGUGCACCACGACCCAUUCCAUUCAGCGAUAAACGGUUUAAAGCACAAGAAUCUGAUAUAAGAACGAGUGAUGAAAACGAAAUAAGGCGGGCGCAAAGAGCACGUUGGAAAGAACCAAUUCAAUCAUCUGGUGAUAUACGAUCACUUUAUCGCAGUGAAAGAUGGAUUAGAAUAACAGAAUCUGAUAAAUCAACGAGCGAUGAUAGUGGAGAAGAAAGAAAAACCCACACCAUACGGAGGAACGAACCAUUACAUCAAUCUGAUGUACCAUCGUUCUAUCCAGCCGAUAAAUGGAUUAAAUUAAAAGAUUCUGUUACAAGAGGAGAAGAUUCUUCAGGAUCUGGCGAUGAUGCCAGAGAAGUAAGAGCACCAUCGCAAUCAAGAAUUGAUUCAGUCCUGCAUGGUGAUAGAUGGAUUAGAUUGAGAGAAUCAGAUGUAAUGGUAGGAGAUUCUUCAGGAUCGAGCGAUGAAGCCAGAGAAAUAAAAGCACCACCAAAACCACCGAGAAUCGAUCCAUCCCUACAUGGUGUAAAACCGUUUCAUCCAACCGAUAGAUGGAUUAGAUUGAAAGAAUCUGAGGUAAUGGUAGGAGAUUCUUCAGAAUCGAGCGACGAAGCUAGAGAAGUAGGAGCAUCAUCGGAACCACCGAGAAUCGAUCCAGCCUUGCAUGGUGUAAGACCGUUUCAUCCAACCGAUAGAUGGUUUAGAUUGAGAGAAUCUAAUGUAAUGGUAGGAGAUUCUUCAGGAUCGAGCGACGAACCUAUCAGAGAAGUAGGAGCAUCGUCGGAACCACCGAGAAUCGAUCCAGCCCUGCAUGGUGUAAGACCGUUUCAUCCAACCGAUAGAUGGAUAAGAUUAAGAGAAACUGAUGUAAUGGUAGGAGAUUCUUCAGGAUCAAGCGACGAACCUGUCGGAGAAAGAAGACCAACGAGAAUAGACCCAGCUCUCCAUGGUGUAAAACCGUUUCAUCCAACCGAUAGAUGGAUUAGAUUAAGAGAAACUGAUGUAAUGGUAGGAGAUUCUUCAGGAUCGAGUGAUGAACCUGUCAGAGAAGUAAGAGCAUUAUCGGAACCACCGAGAACCGAUCCAUAUUUAGAUGUACAACCAUUAAAUCCCAACGAUAAUUGGACUAGAUAUAAAGAAUCUGUAAGAACGGGUGAUGAUAAUUCCAGAGAAAGAACGAUGCCCACCCCACCAAGAGUCGAAACUAUUUAUCAGUCUAAUGAUCCACGCCAUUCCGAAGCAUGGAUUACGAUAAAAGCACCUGAUGGAACAAUAGAAGCAAUUCCUAUGGGUUCGGCUGAUAUGUCCGAAGAAGAAUCACCACAGAGCAAUUUACCAACUCAAGCUCAUGUACAACCGUAUUAUCCGGAGUCAUGGCUUAGAAUAAGAGAUUCUGUUAUGAGAGAAAGAGGAAGUCCUGUGAGAAUAGUCGAUAGUAACAUCGAAGAAAGAGCAUCAGCACCCUUACCAAACCCACCUCGUGAAUCUUGGUUUAGAGUAAGAGAGAGAACUAUAGCAGAAACAAAUAUUCGUGCAAGACCGGCCGAUAGUAACAUCGAAGUAAGACCAUCAGUAAGGACUUUGCCAAGCCAAUCUCAUGUACAAUCGUAUUACCCGAUACCACAAGCUAGAGUAAGAGAGCCUAUUAUAAUGGAAACGGAUAUUCCUAUGAGACCGGCCGAUAGUGACAUCCAAGUAAGACCAUCAGCGAGGACUUUGCCAAGCCGACCUUAUGUACAACCAUGUUACUCGGAACCACAAAUUAUAGUCACCGAGCCUAUUAUAACGGAAACAGAUAUUCCUAUGAGACCGGCCGAUAGUGAUAUCCAAGUAAGACCAUCAGCAAGGACUUUGCCAAGCCGACCUUAUGUACAAUCAUAUUAUCCGGAACCUCGGGCUAGAACAAGAGAGUCUAUUAUAAUGGAAACAAACAAUCCUGUGAGAUCGGCCGAUAGUGACAUCGAAGUACGGCCAUUAGCAAGAACUUUACCAAGCCGACCUCAUGUACAACCAUAUUACCCGGAACCACGGGCUAGAACAAGAGAGUCUAUUACGAGGGAAAGAGUUCCUAUGAGAACGGCCAGUAGUGAAGUUGAAAUAAGACCACCGAGAACCUUACCAAGCCGACCUCGUGUACUACCGCAUUACGAGGAAUCGUGGGUUGGAAUAAGAGAACCUUUUACGAGGGAAAGAAAUAUUCCUAUGAGAUCAUCCGUAAGUGACCCCGACAUAAGAUCAUCAUCGAGCAGCUUGUCAACUCCGCAUCGUGUACUACCCGCUUACGCGAACAGACGUGUUGUUAAUGUAAGAGAACCUGAUAGAAGGGAAGGAUUAUCUAUGAGAUCAACUGGUGUUCCCACUGAAUCGAGAUCGUUAAUGAGAUCUGAAGCAGACCAACAUGAUGUAUAUCUUAGUAGAUUAAGGGAAACCAUUAUAGAAGAAGAGGAUUAUUAUCGUUUAUCGGAACAAUAUACACCGGAAGAAAGUAUAAGAAGAUUACAAAUUUUGAGAAUCAGGGAAAGAGAACUAUUUAUCCGAGAAAGUCAAUAUCUGGAAGAACAAAUUCGUAUGCAACGAUUGGAAAGCAAUCUCGAAACGGCACAAAUGCGUAAACGAAUUGCUUUGAGCGAAUAUAAAUUGGCGGAAUUGAAGGAGAUAAUGCUCGAGUUGAAUAUAAACGAUCCCAGAAGUCAAGCGAGAAUGACUGGUCAAUCUGGUUCUGGUUCAAAUAGAGGUGGCAGAGCUGGUGCUAUCCGUGAAGCUGGAGGAGCUUUUGGACAAAUGGAAAUUGCUCAUGAAGAUCAAUACUUUUAUAAUCAGCAAAAGGAACAGAUAAGAAAAUUGAGAGAAGGUAUUCGCGACGAAAUUGCUUUUCAUGAGGAACAGAUCCGGCGCCAUCAAGAAGCUAUAGAACGUCAUAACGCGAGGAUGGCUGAAAUGCGUACUACAGAACAUUAAAUAUAUUAUCCAUCUAUGUCUACAAGCUUUAUAAAGGAAUACAGCUGAUAUUUCAUCAUGUAUAAAUGAUGAAAGGUUAUAGUAGGGUUGUUAGAACAGUCACCCUUUUUUUCUUUUUUUAUGCCAGAUUCAAUUGUUUUUAUUAAUUAUUUUUAAUGAACUUGGCUUUAUCAAUAAUUAUUGAAAAUUAAAAGAACUGAUCUCAGUAAUAUGUUACCAAUAGUUAACAGAUUUGUCUCAAAAAAUUGCUACAUUUAAUAGAUUUGUAUAUAUUUUCAAAUAAUGCAUUAAUAUAUUCAAUUUUUAACCAAUGAUGUAACAAAUAAUGUAACGGAGACAGUAAUUAUUCGAAAUAAAAGCCAUUAUAACGCAAAA